AGGCGCGACCUCGUCGUAAAAAUAGGCGGAGCGAGCUUCCGCCAUUUCGUGGAGAAAGCGUAGGGUCGGUAGCUGCUUCCUGUCUGCUUCAGCCUUCCCCGAAGGAGCCGCCGUCGCCAUGCUCUCCGCCCGCGUGGCUGCCGCCCUCGCCCGCUCUCUGCCGCGGCAGGCCGGCCUGAUUUCCAUAAACACCCUAGGUGCAGCACUUGUUUCUACAAGAAACCUCCAUGCCUCCAAAAUGUGCUUUCAGAAAACGGGUUCUGCUGAGGUAUCCUCUAUUCUUGAGGAACAUAUUUUGGGAGCUGACACCUCUGCUGAACUUGAGGAGACUGGCCGCGUGCUCUCAAUUGGUGAUGGUAUUGCCCGUGUGUAUGGCCUAAGAAAUGUCCAAGCAGAAGAAAUGGUUGAAUUCUCUUCGGGACUGAAGGGUAUGUCAUUGAAUUUGGAGCCCGACAAUGUUGGUGUUGUCGUGUUUGGUAAUGACAGACUGAUCAAGGAGGGGGAUGUUGUGAAGAGGACUGGUGCCAUUGUGGAUGUUCCAGUUGGGGAAGAGUUGUUGGGCCGUGUCGUAGAUGCCUUGGGCAAUCCAAUUGAUGGGAAGGGUUCUAUUGCACCUAAGACACGUAGGAGAGUUGGCUUAAAGGCCCCUGGGAUCAUUCCCAGAAUCUCUGUGCGUGAACCUAUGCAGACUGGUAUUAAGGCUGUAGACAGCUUGGUGCCAAUUGGUCGUGGCCAGCGUGAGCUGAUAAUUGGUGACAGGCAGACCGGGAAAACUUCAAUUGCAAUUGAUACAAUAAUCAACCAAAAACGAUUUAAUGAUGGAACAGAUGAGAAGAAGAAGCUGUACUGUAUCUAUGUUGCAAUUGGCCAGAAGAGAUCUACUGUUGCUCAGCUGGUGAAGAGGCUCACUGAUGCAGAUGCCAUGAAAUAUACUAUUGUAGUGUCUGCCACAGCAUCCGAUGCAGCACCCCUUCAGUAUCUGGCUCCCUAUUCGGGCUGCUCCAUGGGGGAAUACUUCAGAGACAAUGGAAAACAUGCAUUAAUCAUCUAUGAUGACUUGUCCAAGCAGGCUGUUGCCUAUCGUCAGAUGUCUCUGCUGCUGCGUCGUCCACCUGGUCGUGAAGCCUACCCAGGUGAUGUGUUCUACCUGCACUCUCGCCUGCUGGAGAGAGCAGCCAAAAUGAAUGAUUCCUUUGGAGGUGGCUCUCUGACCGCCUUGCCUGUCAUUGAAACUCAGGCUGGUGAUGUGUCCGCUUACAUUCCAACCAAUGUCAUCUCCAUCACUGAUGGACAGAUUUUCUUGGAAACUGAGUUGUUUUACAAAGGUAUCCGUCCAGCCAUCAAUGUUGGUCUGUCUGUGUCCCGUGUAGGUUCUGCUGCUCAGACCAAGGCUAUGAAGCAGGUGGCAGGUACCAUGAAGCUGGAAUUGGCUCAGUAUCGUGAAGUAGCUGCCUUUGCCCAGUUUGGCUCUGAUCUGGAUGCUGCCACACAACAGCUGCUGAACCGCGGUGUACGUCUGACAGAGCUUCUCAAACAAGGACAGUAUGUUCCCAUGGCUAUUGAGGAACAGGUUGCAGUCAUCUAUGCUGGUGUAAGAGGUCACUUGGACAAGCUGGAGCCCAGCAAAAUCACUAAAUUUGAGAGCACUUUCCUAGCUCAUGUACUGAGCCAGCACCAGGCCCUCCUCUCCACAAUCAGGACUGAAGGGAAGAUCUCUGACCAGACAGAAGCUAAGUUGAAGGAAAUAGUCACAAGUUUCCUGGCUACUUUUGAGGCAUAAACUUACUGUUCAUACCAGGCUCUUGUGCUCCAGUGUUCCAGCUCCAUCAAAGAUUUAAAAGUAUGUGUGACUUGAAUGUACAGAUGUCAAUGAGAAUAAAAGUUCCCAUGUAAAAAGGCUUGUAUAAUUCUGAUUGCCUUCUGGUUGGCUGCUUGCACCUUUAAAACCACAGAGGACUCCCAGUGGCACACACUUACUUAAAGGAACUCUGAAAAAUCAGGGACAUCUUAACUCCUCAGGUGGAUCAAACUCCCCUUACGUGAACAAGGAGGGGUAGUAGUUGGGUUCUGUGGCUAUGACUGCAGUUCCCAUCAUGACAAAGCUGAGGGUUGCUCUUCCAGUGUUCAUACUUUUUGCCAGGCAGCUGAUCUCUGAGAAAGGCAUGCAGCUGGGGAAGUGGUUUAGGCUUUCUUGUCAUGGGUGGUAACUAGUUGGACCUCACAGGAAUCUCUAACAGCCUGAUACUGUGACAGAAUAUUUCUUAGAAUUGCUGUCUAACCCAUCCUGGUGCCUGGCUUUUGGAAGAUGGGUUCUCUUGGAACUGAGGUCCUUGUGUCUCAGGGCAACUGCACAUUUAGCUGCUAAAGUAGUAACUGCUAGAGGAUUUAAAGGCUACCAUCAUCUGUAGUUUACUCUAGUUCUGUCAGUAAGUGUUUAGUGAGUUGGAGGGAGGGAGGUUAUAUACCAGAGUAUUGCUUUUAUUUCCCAACUUCUGCAUGCCAUGCGUUUGAACUUUCCCACAUCCUAGAUAGAUCUAAGUUGCUCUGCUUUGUGUGGUGUAUUCAACUUCACCUGGUACACUGGAGCUCAGUCCUUAAUCCUUGGUGAGUUUUUAUACCGCAGUUAGCUGUGAUCAGGACUGUUCUUGAGGUUGUUCACUCUGUCCCCAGUUAACUUCCUUCACAGGAGCAUCCUGCCACCCCGUUCAAACCUGCUGUGUUACAAGCAGUUGGAAGCAUUCUCACACAGUUCCAGGCUAACAAACUUCUCUGUUAAUGGCCUGAGUGCUUUGAGAGUGUGAGCUCUGCAGUACAGAAAAAAAAAACACUUUUAGUCCAGGAGUCUCAGACAUCUUUCGGGGAAGAGUUAGCAUGUUAGAGUAGGGAGGCCUGGGAAGGUCAUCUGUUCCUUCAUACUGUUAAAAACAAGACAGGAAACUGGAAUUUGAGGCAAUUUUUUUCAAAUAAUUCUGUAAUAGUUGAAGUCUUCCAGGGUGUAGAUCCUUUGGUCUUUCACCCUCUCGUUUCUUCUAAGCACAGCUCCAGAAGAGGUGAUUGGGGGGAUGCUUCACAGGUAUGAAGGAAUACGGUCAUGGAGCAUUUUUGCUCUGGCUGCCCAACAUCACUUGUCCCUUCCAGGAGAGCUUUUACAGCUUGUGACUUUGUUCUUGCACAGUAACUAAACUUCAGUUACUACUUGGUGUUGCUGUGCCAUGUUUACUUACAUGCUGUUGUAGUUAAAAAGUGUGAAGUUCAGCUGUGUCUAUGCGGUUUUGGACUAAGAGAUGUAUUUCUAGUAACAUAAGAGAUUAAAUAUUCUUAAGUUCUGAUUUCUGCCUUGCUGCUGUGAUGUAGGAAGGUGAUAAAUUCCUCAUUAAAGCACCAUGUGGUAAAUGCAUCCAGUCUGGUCAGAGUGAAGGUCAGUGGGACUGGUUUUGGAGGAUGGGUCACGGGUCCUGAACAGUGCCAUGGGCUCCCUUGGCUGUGGGGGGUGGGGUUAGAAAGCUAAGAAAUACUGAGUGGAAUCACAGAAUAGUUUGGGUUGAAAGGGCCCUAAAAGACCCAUUUAAGUUCCAAGACACCUUCCACUAGACCAGGUUCCUCUAUCCAACCUGGCCUUGAAGACUUUGAGGGAUAUAGGGCAUCUACAGCUUCUCUGAGUAACCUGUGCCAGUGCCUCACCACCCUCACAGUCAAGAAUUUCUUCCUAAUACCAAAUCUAAACCUGUCCUCUGUCAUUAUGAAGCCACUCACCCUUGUCCUGUCACUCCAUGCCCCUGUAAAAAAUCUUUCUCUGACUGUUGUAGCCCCUUUAGGCCAUUGAUGCCUCAGAGAUUUUUGGAUUUUUUAACUUUUGUAGAUUUUAGAAGUAGUCGUGUAGUAAAUGUAGAUUUUAAUGUAGCUGUAUUAUAUCCCUUACCCUUAACGUAGCAGUUUAGACUUACCCAACCCUAUUACCCCAUUUCAUAUCAAUCCCUCUAAAUUCCGUUAGUGUGUUUAGUUUUCCUUUCAAGGUAGAAUUGUAGAAAAACACCUCUGUUUAAGAACAUCGCACCCUAGGCCUGGACCAGAAGAUAUCAUGCAGACACAGCAACCUUCAAGCCCAGAACUUUGGAGGAGCUCCAAGGACUGUACGUGCUGUGAAGAAGAUGAAGAUGAGGAAGAAGGGGUCCCAAAGACCCCAAAUCCAAUUCCUGAGGAGGCAUACUGGAGCAGAACUGGGCAGAACUGGGGGUGGAUAGAUCUGGGAUUGGAUGGACCUUAUUAUAAAAUCAUAGAACCACUGUCUGGGUACUUGCGCGUCGUGUGUAUUCCCCUGGGCCUGAGGCCUGAUUAAAGGACCCACUCUUUAUCUUAUACACUAAAUUGGCCUGGAGUCGUCUUCUCUGCAAUCUUUUUAGGCAACACCAUGAGGGUUUGUGCCCUCUUGGAAAUGGGCACAGGGUUAGUCUGGCUAAAUCAGCCUCAGGUAAAAAUUAAGCAGAUUUGUUUCUGUAAGUGGAAAAUGCUUGGUUUUAUGUUACUGUUUUAGCUGUCUAUUAGGGAGGGAUUUGAGCAUACUGAAAUCUUGAAACCAUGACACCAUUGCAAGCUCAACAAAACUGAUAUUUAUUACCAAGAGGUGGCCAACAAAACGAACAAACCCAAAAGGGAGGAAGGAGGAGAGAAAUAAGCCCCCAGCACGACCUCCCCAGUUACCCAGCUGUUGCCCAUAAAGUUAUCUUACCAACCUAACAUGCCUAUAAUUACCAAUAGCAGAAGCUGCAUCCUUGGAGAGUCAGUAAGUUCACAAACUGGCAGGUGUCCCCGCCAAAGGCAGCGUUGUCUUUGAGGUGAAGCUAGCUCCCUUCCAAGAAAGCGCCAUUUGCUUUUAUAUAAUUAACUGAGUGACCUCAACCUAGGCAGGAGUGGUCAUCACCACCCAGCCAGAGGCCCUCCAUCCCACCCCCUCGGUUAUAUAAGUGCCUCUCUUCUGCGCAUGCGUGGCUUUCCCUGAGCCUGCAUACUGCACUUGGGGGGUCUUUUCCAAAUGAGUUGGGGUACUACUUAAUCCUCUCUUCUUCAGUCUCUCCUUCAAGCGACCUUGGAGGUGAUUAGCCAAUCACAGAACUGUCGCCGGAACAGAGAGAUUUCUCUGAACAAUUUUUCCUGCACUCUGUAGGCCUUGCUUGCCAUGGAAGUGACAAGCGUAUAUUGUUUAUACUUAUAGGCUGUGUGAAAAUAUGUGAUGUUUAUACUUGUUAGCUGUGUGUCUAAUUAUAAGGUUUGAGAACAUAAUAUGUUUAUAGUAAGAAAACCUUGAGAAACUAGAGGUAAAAGUACACCUGCAGAUUUAGGAAAACCCCUAAAAGCAGAUUAAUUAGAAAGAGCUUUUUAUGCCAAGAAUGAUUUCAGGUCACAUGGACAGAGCCUCAGAUCCAAUAAACUGAGAGCAUGAGACGCGUGCACAAACUGAGCUAUCCAAUUAUCCAAUCACCUUGUUGUGAGCAUGUACCCUGAACAAACUAAACUGUAUAAAAGUUAACUGAUUUAAAUAAUAAAUUGGACAUUGCUUUGA
Messenger RNA from Pseudopipra pipra, 5557 nucleotides. Its product is annotated as ATP synthase subunit alpha, mitochondrial-like. The record is from RefSeq and is a predicted model, not a curated record. Gene Ontology annotation, molecular function: proton-transporting ATP synthase activity, rotational mechanism; ADP binding; ATP binding. The transcript has 14 exons. The coding region runs from base 119 to 1780 and encodes 553 amino acids. Gene Ontology annotation, biological process: proton transmembrane transport; proton motive force-driven ATP synthesis. NCBI's taxonomy places the organism in Eukaryota, Metazoa, Chordata, Aves, Passeriformes, Pipridae.